This is a messenger RNA of Endocarpon pusillum Z07020, 303 nucleotides long. RefSeq lists its product as uncharacterized. The transcript has a single exon. NCBI's taxonomy places the organism in Eukaryota, Fungi, Ascomycota, Eurotiomycetes, Verrucariales, Verrucariaceae. Bases 1 to 303 code for a protein of 100 amino acids. The record is from RefSeq and is a predicted model, not a curated record.
AUGCAUAGAAACGCUAUCUUUGUCAGGCUGAUCUUUAGCCUCGAAAUUUGCGCUGUCACAUCUGAUCCCUUUAAUAACGACUUCGAUCCAUUUGACGAGGACUUUGACCAUGUCUACAUCGACGACGAACUCGGAUAUGACCCGAGUAAGGGCUUUGAAGAGACUGACGAAGCGUCGGCCAUCUCUACGUCACCUCUAGAGCGACCACGGUUGAGGGUGAGCUCAGAAAACCCAUACAAAAAUCAACGGCCUUGGAGAGUAUUUGCUCCUGCGGGCGAAUACCCAGAUAACGAAGAGGAAUAG